AUGAGAAACCUAUUUUCUUUCAUCAACAAGCGCAUGGGAAAUAAAAAGCACACUUCGCUCCUUCGUGACUUUGAUGGGAAUGCCUUAUUCUCAGCACAGGCAAAAGCCAAUGUUUUAGGAGAUUAUUUCGCGAGUGUUUAUACGGUUUCCAAGAACUCUGUUGGUGCACUCGCUUCUGGUUCGCGUGUUGAAAAAGAUUGCCCCUUGCCGGUUAUUACUUUUGAUGUUGUAUACAAAUGUUUGCGCGGCCUCAAAAGGUCUUCGGCUCUCCCUUCGGACGGUAUUCCCCCGAUCUUCUUCAAAAUGUUUGCCUCUAACCUAGCAUCCCCCCUCUGCCACAUAUUUGAUAUUUCUCUAAUCGUUGGCCAGGUACCUCUGCUUCGGGAGGAAUCGAUUGUCACAGCGGUUCCAAAAUCCAGUGCUUCUCUGCCUAGUGAAUUUCGACCCAUAAGCAUUACCCCAACGCCUUGUACACUGGAGCUGGUCGGUAUUAGAGGAAAUCUUUCAAAUUGGCUGAAGUCCUAUCUUCCCGACCGUUGCCUCUGUGUCAAAUUUGAGGACGCUUUUUCGCGUAAAUAUCCGAUUACAUCCGGAGUGCCACAAGGUGGGGUCCUCUUUCCUCUCUUGUUUAUCAUCUAUACAUUGCAGCUCCCUUGUGCUCUCCUGGUGGAUCCAAGCGUUAAAGUGUUCACUUUUGCAGGCGAUGUUAAGGUCACUUUCAGAUCGGAUAAGGGCAACCUUGUUGAGGCAGAGCGGAUUUUAGACCGAGUGAUUGAUUCCAUGUCAACAUGGACUGAUAAUAUGAAUCUGAAGCUUAAUUUCGGUAAAACUUGCUGUCAUUUGGUAAUAGGUCAGGUGCUCCCUCCAUAG
This is a messenger RNA of Haemonchus placei, 870 nucleotides long. The record is from the annotation of a GenBank genome assembly. Lineage: Eukaryota; Metazoa; Nematoda; Chromadorea; Rhabditida; Trichostrongylidae.